CUGUCCCGUUACUUUGCCAGUGAGUUCUGCGGGAGCACGAAACACCGAGCAGGGAUGAGACGGAAGAGAAAAGAAGACGACGUUUAUCUCACAAGUUUGAUGAAAUUCACCUGCCGGAUUUGGAAUAUGUUUAUUUUUCCAAAGUGGUGGAUUUGUAUCGUUUUUCUGACAGGUGCCCUCCCUCCUGGCUGUUUGGGGGUAAAUGUGUUUGUGAGAGACGAGAAGAGGUAUGCCGUGCUGUUCCAGUCGGUGGUUCUGCCAUGUCACUACAACAGCGUGUCCACGCAAACCCCCGUGGUGCAGUGGGUCUACAAGUCGUACUGUCGAGACCGUACACGGGAUUCUUUCAGUUUCCCAGAAAGUCUGGGUGGAGGUCUGGGAGGAGGGGGGAUGACAGGUGGAACAGGCGGCGCUGUUGGAGGGUACGAGAAUGCGAUGACGGCAAGCUACCUUGACUGUGCUGACAGCAGCCGGACGGUCCGAACUGUGGCUUCCAUCUCUGGCUCCUCCAUCACACUGUCAGAGUAUUACAAGAACAGAGACAUCUCCAUCAUCAACAAGGCAGACCUCCGCAUAGGAGAGGUCCAGUGGGGAGACAGCGGAGUUUACAUCUGUAAAGUGGUGAUUUCUGAUGACUUAGAGGGACAGAACGAAGCCUCUGUGGAGCUGCUGGUUCUUGGUUUUUCUUGGAUGCCUGAAGAUCUCCUGCCAGACUUUGAUUUGAAGAUUAUGCCAGAGUGGGUGUUUGUUACUGCGGUAGCACUGGGCAGUCUCUUAUUCCUGUUGUUGGUUGGGGUUUGUUGGUGUCAGUGCUGUCCUCACUCCUGCUGCUGCUACGUCAGCUGCUGGUGCUGCCCGGACACAUGCUGCUGCCCUCGACACUUAUAUGAGGCAGGCAAGGGUAUAAAGACUGGCACCUCCACCCCUCAGUCACCGACAUACCCUCCAUAUUUUGUCACGGGUGUCCCAACAAUGGUUCCCAUUGCCCCGCCAUCCCUGGUGGACAAGAUGUCUUCGGUCACCCCUUCUGAUGGCAGCUUACUCACAGCAGUGCCGAUGCAUGCUGUAGGGGUUCCCUACCGCGUGGCUACACCUCAGGAUCAGGACUCCCUCAGGGUGCUUCAGUAUGUAGAGAAGCAACUGGCUCACUUCAACCCUGCCAGGUCCAUCAGCCACCAGUCCUGUAACCUGUCUGAGCUGAGUUCCCUCCAUGAGGGAGAGAACAGCUUCCGCCAAACAUAUCGAAACGUCCAGCAAAAGGCUCUGCCCGCCAUCCCUGACCGCGACCCUGAGCCUGAACCACAACGAUACCGUGACAACCGCAGCCCUGAGCACCAACGCUACCGGGAUGAUCCCCCUUCGCCGCGACGGUAUCAUGACAACCCUGACUCAGAGCAACGCCGCUGCAAGGAAGAGCCCCUUCCUCCACGCCGAUACAGUGACGACCCUCCACCCUCCUCGCAGCCGCACAGAGCUGUCCGAAAUCAACGGCAAAAGAAUCACAGCGAUGACGAGAACCACAAGAGGUGGAACCCUCGAUCAGAACAUCUGCAUAGAAAGACGUACCGCUCUGAAGGACGAACCGGCUCACUGGAUGAGCUGGAGGAGUUUGCUGCCUCAUACAAGGAGAGAGUGAGAGGGGCGGAGAAAAGAGAAGAAGAAAGGGGCGAAUACGAAAUGGAGCUUCUGGAGUUCAGUCGAUAUCCUUCCUACCGAGACUGCCCUGCUCAACAUUAUCACAGUGAUGAAAAUGAGCUCGAAGAGUACAGUGACCGCGAAGCUAAUACUAGACGAAACAAGAAAAGCAGACACAAUAUAAGCCCGCUCUCUUCCCCUAAAAAGAGAAGAGGCACUUGGGACAGCGAGCGGCCUGCCCCACCUCCUCCCAGAGUCAGUCCUCCAUCGAGUUCUUCUCAAGAGAAGGAUUACGACAGCACGUUCCUAAACAAGCUGCUGGAGCGCAAGUCGAAGCUGCGAGGGGUCAGCCCGGGGAAGAGUGGGGCCCGGUGUGAGGAGGAUUCAGACACACCCUCAAAAGGAAGCUCCAAAAAGAGCAGCGGGGAAUCCAAUCGUCACUGCAGUCGCUCUCCUAGUAACAGACCUGAGGUGGAAUCGCUUCCUUCUUAUGCAGAGACAGAGCGAAGCAGAACUGACAGGCCAUCUCCACUGCAGCUCCAUGCAAACACUCACUCAUCUCCAGCUCUGACACACUCUCAGCCCAGUCGCAGAGAGGAACCCAGAGACAAGAGCCGCAAAGUGAGUACUCUACUCAGCCGGGACUCCCUCAUCGUCUAAUCAGCUGAAACCGUAAAGGACUUAUAACUUAAAGCAGACUGUCUUCGUGGACUGCAUGUCGGCAAUAAAAGAUGAUAGCAAUGGGUUUGGAUUGCAAAACUUUGCAAAGUACACAUUACCUUUGUGGAAAGCUGAAUGAAGAAAUGAACAGUUUGUGGAUACUUUUACUUUGGAGGCUGUUCCUGGAGUUCCUGCCUGUGACGUCGCUGAAUGAUGAAGUCAUCAACAUUCGGUUUCUGUCACCGGCUGACUCAUACAUUUCUCAGCUGGCCUAACUCUGAACUAAUGCUGGCCGGUUGUAUGACCUGGACUGUCCCUCCCAGCAGGACGCUGUCCAUCUCCCCUCGUCUCUUUAGAAAAGGCUCUGAAGCGGAGAGACGCGCUUUACGCUUCCAGCACAAUGAGUGCAUUCAUUUCCAUCUGAUGGGAUUCAGUAUCUGCAUUAAAAUAGCCCAGUUGUUGAAAAGAAGGUGUAUGACAACACCAUUAUUGUAAAGGACAUAUUGUAGCUCAAGUUGUUAGACACAAUGUGUCAUUCAGUAACAUGUUUAGUGACUAAAACACCUAACUCAGACGGCUUUUAAAGGACAUUUAAAUGUUGAUUUAAGCGAGACAUAGAGGUCAACAUUAACAAAGUUUAUAUCUACAGAGAAGGUUGACAAAAUAAUGUUACCAUGGAAAAGGAAGGUAACCUUAUUAGAGCUGCAUCAAGCUUUUUUAUAAACAAUAGAUCAAAGGACUGCCCUUACAUUUCCACAGUGCAAUCCACUCUCUCUUCGUCCACUCAGAAGCCUGGCCAAUUUUUACUUCUGCUUUUAUUCCUCCUUUUUCUCAAUGGGCACAGACUCAGGUGAAAUAAGUGCAACAUGCAUGCAGCUGUGCUGGGUAAAGUUAAGUCCAAUGCCAUCUACUCCAUACAACAUUAAUCCGCUCUAGAAGCAGCCUUGCAAAGUAUAAAAUGUAUUCAUUAUGAGCAUAUACUCUUUAAUAAAAUCAUUUUUAUGGACAUAAUAACAAAGGAGGCACAUUGUGUGUGCCCAAACAUGUUCAAUUUCAUGACAUCGACAGAGUAUUUCAAACUUAGAAAGCUACAGUGAACACUAAUAAGAGUGUAGAGGAGUAGUGCAGACCCGCUCCUGACUUAAUGUGACCCACAUUAUUUGCAGCAUUUGCAUUAACUAAGUAAAGUCAAUAACAUUGUUUUUCCUACCCUGUAUGUCAGCGUUUAAAUGUGUUAGUUUUGACAAUUUAACAGUUUUCUCAGAAGGGACUAACACCUGACAGUUUGGUUUUUUUUGUAAACCUUUAGGGUGUUUCCCUGCCACUUGCCUUCUAUGAUUGUUGUGCUACAUUAUGAGUUUUAAUAAUGUGAUCUAUUUAUGUGUAUUGUGUGAUAAAUGAUCAUGUUUGCCUAAGCUUUUCAGUGUUACUGUGUACAUACGAGUAAUAAGUGUCUUUGAUUUGAUUUAAUGACAAUAAUUCAGCCCUGUUUUAGAACUAUGCUGACUCCAACGCUAAACCAACAACUUCUUGUGUUAUAACAAGACACAUACACACUUCUUUAACACACACACACACAUCUUAGCUGACUAAGUUCUAAUUUGAUCAGUAUAAUUUUAAUGUUAUUCUCAAAUGACCCCAUGAGGUAUUUUGUUCUUCCUGCCUCCAUGUUGCCUUAAAAAAAAGUCAAACGUCAAUGUUUCGUUUUCUUCCAUGUGUUUGCUGCUGUGUGGUUCUGAUUAAGUGCGUGUUUGCUUGUGUCUGUGAGUAUGUGUGUGUGUGUUUCAGAGACUGAGAGAUGACUCUUUACUUUUCUGUAAAGGAGACAAUGUGUAAAAGAGUAUGACUCAUGUCUUUGUUCAUUGUUGUAGUCACAGACCGCCUGUCUUAUCCACACAGCUGCGUCAAAACUCACACAUCAGCUCUGCCAGCUCGACCACAGAUAUUUCUGCAUUGCAGUGGUUUUUCUCAUCCACAUCAAUCAUUUUUUUCGUAACACUUUCAACAAUAAUAUAUCUGUUAAUAAAAAAGGGCCAGAUCCGGUUUGGAGAAACUAAAACCUAAACAACAAAAUUGUUAAACUCUCCAUCUUCUUAACAAGUAAGAUUUGGCAGCAAUAAUCAAACUAAUCCACAUUUUUUAAAUACCUAGUUUGUCUACUUAUUCUGCUAAGAAACUCUGUUUUACUGAUAGCAUUGUAGUCAUCUGAGAGCAUUUAAAGUUCUGUUCUGCACUUUAAACUCCUGUGAGGAACUUUUGGGUUGUGUCAUCUUCUUUCAGUUGUUUGUGUGUCUGAGUUCAUGUUUGAGAUGGGAGGAUCGGCUGAGACAGUGACCGCUCACAGCUGAACAGUAUGUCAGGAAUGUUGUUGAGCUACUCCCUCCUGAGUUUUGCUGAAGCAUCAGCAGGAAAACAUGACAUCCGUUAAAAAGCAGAGAGUAAACCGUCUGUCUGUGUCCGUUUGAAUGUGCUGCCUGGUGUGAUGUGGGUGGGGCUUACCUGAAAUACUGACAUGCUGGUUACUUCAGUGGGCUUUCUGCCACUGAAGAAGUGGAGUUGAAAUAUCUGGUACCAUACACACAGUGUUUAAACUAAACAACUGCUAAAAUCAGUGCAGACAUUAUUCAACUUUAACUUCAUUAUCAUCCCGAAGGAAAUUGAAUCUGCAGCAGGCAUCAAGGCAUGACACAUACACAAAGAAAAACAUCAGAAAUACAGACAUACAGAAAAUCCACAGCCUAAAAAAACAAACAUAUGUACUUUAACCACACUGAGCAGGAGGCUGGAACUGUUUCUUAUACCUCAAGACUGUAUAUUUAAACCUUUGCCAUGCACAAACAAGAGCUUUCAUUGUGUUUAUUCAACAACAAAUCAGCCAAUCAGUUCUUCAAACAAAAUGUACUCUAACUUAUGUAGGCCUAUGGUAAUCUUUUAAGAUUUUUUUCAUCCAUUUGUCUUAAACCAGAUAUGGUUUAAGACAAAUGGAUGAAAUGGAGAAAUUUCCUGGAAGAAAGAGUAAUCACAUGAUGUAUGUGGAUAUACAUGAACUGGCCUGGUACUCAGUCAAAUUGAAAUUUGGAGGGAAGUAGGGCUUGUGCCAGAGGGCCUCGCUGAAGUACAGGAUAUGAGGGAGAAUAAGAAGGGAACACAGAGUAGAUUUUGGCAGGAGAGAAGGAAAUAAACACUGAAGGUGCAGUGGGUGAGCUCAGAGAGAAAACAAUCUUUGGCAAUUUGUAUGACUUGGAGAAACUCUUCUAUUCAUUUAAUUAUUUUUAUUUUUAUUUUUAUUUUUAUUUUUAUUUUUAUUUUUAUUUUUAUUUUUAUUUUUAUUUUUAUUUUUAUUUUUAUUUUUAUUUAUUUUACAGGAACAUUGCAUAUUGAUAAACAUUUUUGUAAAUAUGCCAGAGUUAGCCAAAAGGCUAAUUUUCAUCUGUUGUCCCUGGCCAGAUUUUAUAAAAGGCUCCCUAAAAAAACAAAACAAAUUCAAACAUCGCUAAAAGCUACAAAAACAAGUAUUAGUAAAAGCACGUAAAGUACUAAAGUAAAUGUAAUGUGCACACUACAAGACAACAUGUAACACUAAAAAUAUAAAACAUAUAAAACACAUAUAAAACAUUGAGUGAGCUAUACCUGAGGCUCACCUCAACAGACAUCUAACGCACGCAGGCCACAUUCAUUUAAAAAACAGGACACAUUCAUCAACAACCAGGCACAAGGUGGCAGCAGCGAGCGGAACAGGUUUAGUGCUGGCAGAUGUGGUUAUCAAUUAGCCAGUGUUUCAGAUUUGAACUAAAUGAAUGAUAUGUGUUGCUCUCUCUGAUAACUGUGGGGAUGUUGUUCCAUUCCUCUUGAGACACACCUCGUGAAGUGAUGUGUGUUUGUUCGUAUGCUUACAAACUCUCUGAGUGGGGUCCUCCCAGCUCAGGAGGUGGUAUUUUUUGAGGAUUGAACAGUGGUGGAAUUGCUUUGGGUUUUUGUCUAAAACUUUUAUUGUCUGUUUAUACAAAGACUGUAGUGGUUUUAAUGUGGUGUGACUUGCCUGAGACCAGCUUGUCAAACAGUAGGUCAUAUAUGAGAAAAUCAUUGAAUGCAUGUACAUCUUGGCUGCUUCAGUGGACAUGGAGUUUCUGAUAAAUCUGAAGUUGGCAAGGUUAAAUUUAAUUUGUUUACAGACUUUUUUUUUUACAUGUGCUUUAAAGUUCAGGUUGGAGUCAAGUAUAAUACCAAGGUAUUUAAAUUAUUUUACAAUCUGUAGUUUUUCUCUCAACACAAAGUAAUUACAUCUACAUGCAGCAGAUGGAUCGAUUCUUAUUCUUAUGAAGGAGGACGCAUUUUAAAAGUUUUCUCCAGGGAAUAAACAGCUUGGUUUAGUAUGUGUCAUACAAAUUCAAGAUUCAGACUGAAACAGAAACCGCUCCCUUGAAUCUAGGCUAACAUCUGGUGGUACAAGUUGAGAGUUACAGCCAUGUGUUGAAUGGAUGUAAAAAAAAAAACAACAGACUCCCACUGUCUGUUUGGUCACAAAGUUGUGCUGCCUUCAGGCUGUUGACAUUAACAAAAAAACAUUCAAGACAACUUUAAAAUGCAAUCUGUGAACAGCAGUGUGUUAAAACAAAGGUGGAAAUUCAAUAUACCAGCAUAAGUGUAUCUAAUAAAACUGACAAUCCCUCUUUAGUCUAGCUUUAUUUUGGUUAUUUGUGGCUGCUGUUAUAUGCAUUAAUUUUUGUCUUUGUUAUAAACCUUUAAAU
Molecule: messenger RNA, 7043 nt
Organism: Labrus mixtus (cuckoo wrasse)
Lineage: Eukaryota; Metazoa; Chordata; Actinopteri; Labriformes; Labridae
Product: immunoglobulin-like domain-containing receptor 2
Exons: 10
Coding region: 55-2295 (746 amino acids)
Biological process (GO): pancreas development
Cellular component (GO): membrane
Source: RefSeq, a predicted model, not a curated record